Molecule: messenger RNA, 918 nt
Organism: Desarmillaria tabescens
Lineage: Eukaryota; Fungi; Basidiomycota; Agaricomycetes; Agaricales; Physalacriaceae
Exons: 3
Coding region: 444-791 (115 amino acids)
Source: RefSeq, a predicted model, not a curated record
AAAUUUCCGAUUUUCAGACAGCUAGAAAUUUUAGACCCAAUCGAUACAUAUCAAAGCGCGCUCACCUCACGUUACGAAUAUGUUUUUACGAGGAUGAAGCGACCCUAGGGUUUCUGAACGGGUGUCGUGCUAUGGUGAACUCAUUCUUGCUCCCCUUCAUCUUAUCUUUUCUAAAUGUAUUAGGUUCUUUCACGUACUACUGCAGCAUUGAGUAACAGUGAGCUCAACAGGUCACUGGUCAUCUUCGGUGUGGCAAAGAGAAUCGUUUACAGCUGCCAGUCAGAACCCUUAAGUUCUAGGUUUCAUUUCAUGCUCGAAGACUUGCUUAGCAGGUGCCAUCAGUUCCUGACCUGUUAUUCAUUUCAAGAUAAUUAUCUAUCAAGAAAUGGCUACAGGCUCAGUAGUGGGGGACAGAGUAAAGGGAUUAAUCUCAGGUAACGCAGAUGGCCUACCACGUCCAGCGUACCAUCAACACUCUGAUUACAUCUGGACCACCAGCAGGCGCACUGGCACUUGCUGCCGCAGCGGUCAAGCGUGCGCUGCAAGUCUGGAAGAAAGGGGUCAACACGUUGGCCGGAAAACAGUCCAAGAAUUCUCCUGACAGUUUCGGCGAAGAUCCUUGGGGCGCAAUAGCAAAGCAGCAUUACAAGAACACCUGGGCACUAUCAACGGAGAAAUGGAAUGAGAUUUACCUGCGUUGCCGGGAGUUUAGCGCAGGCAGGAAAGGGGAUGAUGAAGACUCAGAUGAAGAUUCGGGGGAAGAAAGCGAUGAAGUGGAUAUGUCUGAGUAAAGUAUUCAAGUGCCAGUGAAGAUUCAAGCCUCAACGGGGGUCAUAGUACGCAGUGUCUCCUAUGGACGAACUAAAGACAGUGUAGUCGAUUAGAUUGCUAUUUUUGUGCUUUGUUGGUACAUCAUUU